Molecule: messenger RNA, 1971 nt
Organism: Eimeria acervulina
Lineage: Eukaryota; Apicomplexa; Conoidasida; Eucoccidiorida; Eimeriidae
Exons: 2
Coding region: 1-1971 (656 amino acids)
Source: RefSeq, a predicted model, not a curated record
AUGGUGGAGCAGCUGCAGGUCGCGGUGGGCCUCAAAGAAACGGUGCAGCGCUGGUGUUGGUCUCAGCCGCAGCAUCAGCAGCAGCACCAGCAACAGCCGCUGAUACACACAGCUUCCUUGCAUCCUGCAUGCAAAGAAGAGCUGGGGGGAGCUCCUGGCUUGACCUUCCUGCAGCAGCUGCUGCAACUGAAGUCGUUCGAAGCAGCAGCACCCAUUCCUGCGCAGCUCUUCCUAGAGGAAUCAGGAGACGCCCAAGAAGGAAGGGUUGCAGCCAGUACAGACGAUGCGGCACUCAUCUUCUCCCCUUACCCUUACAGCAGCUUAAACUCCAGCCGCAGAGGCCUCCAGAGCAACGCUGCUCUCCGCGGGGGUCCCGCGGGGGCCCUUCCCCAGGGACCCCCACCGGCAGGCUGUUCUGUGCAGGCCAGCAGCGACACGAGCUUCUGCUGUCUUCCUGAGGCCCAAGCUGGUGUGUGCACUCCCCAAACGGCAGCAGCAGCAACAACGCAGCAUGGCCUGCCGCGUCGCGCGCUCCUCUCCUUUGGGAGCCCAGUGCAGCAAGAAGUGUUAGAGGGGCCUCAGUGCGCCUCAGGCAGCGAAGAGAAGGCAGCAGCGAAACUCCUCGAGAGCGCAGCGCCAUCAAUCGAGGAUGCGGUCUCUGCUGCAGCAUCUGCUGCUGCUGCGCCGCCUGAGGCUCAGGAGCAGCACGGAGGCCCCCAGCUGCAGCUGGCCGCUCAAGUGCUGAAGCACCCAAGGCUUGCAGCAGCAAAACUCAACAAGGAUAAAGGAGUAAAGCGACGGCCUGACCAGCAGGGCCCCCUACAGGGGACCUCCCGAGGGGCAUCUCUCGUCUUGGCUGCAGCACCUGCCCCAGGAGUGGCGGCACUUCAAGUUGUUGGGGGCCCCGUAGCGCGCGCUGAGGGGCCCCCUCAGAAGCGGCAGGCUGCGGACAAAGGUGACGUUGUGGCAACUGAAAGUGCGGCUGCUGCUGCAGCGGUGGCUGCUGCGCGCUGCAGCAGCAGCAGCACCAGCGGCGGCGCAGAGGCUGCGGUGCAUGCGUUUGCUGCUGAGUGGCUACGCGGCUGUCAGCAGCGCCUGAAGGCGUUCAGGGGGAAGGGGAGAGAGCAAGACAAUUUCAGCAGCAGCAGUAGCAGCGUGGGUCCCCUCGGACUUGGAGACGCUUCCUCUUCUUCUGCUCCACCUGUUGCUGUUCCCAAGCCUCCUCAUGAGGACUUGCAGCAGAUAAAGAAACAACUGAAACAAGAGCUGAGAGGCUACAAUACAGCUUUUGCUGCUCACUUUGGUCGCCAGCCACUGAAACAAGACAAGGAGCCCCUCAGGCCGGUGUACAUGCACUACCAGCGGAUAAAGCAGAGGCUAGAGCAGCAUCUGGCGGCAGCGGAAAGCAACGCACCUCCUGCUGCUGCUGCUGCUACUACUACAGCAGCAGAGAGUGUCUCAGCAGCAUCUGCGUCGCUCCCAGAAGUCUCCAGUGCUGCAAGCAGCACAAGACGCAGCACCGCCGACAGCAACUCUCCCCCUGCAGCGGCCUCCCCAACUGCAGGUAUCUUGAAGCGUCUAACGAGACACCCCAACGCUCGUUCUCUAGACGCCCUCAGCCCCAAGGCUUCACAUCGUGUGGGAACAUCUGUGGGGGCCCCCCGGUCGCCGGCGAGGGCUAAGGAGAAGCAAACGAACAAACCCAUUGGGAAGCCUACCGCCUUUGAGAGGCAACAGCUGCUGCAGCGGCGAAGAGAGGAAAUGGCUCUGCAGCUGCACCAACUGCAGCGAGAACGCCGCUUGCUAGGAGAUAAACUAGCGGCUUAUCACCUCCGGUUCAAACAGGAGCACGGCAUGCCUUUGAGACUGAAGGCUGAUAUCGCUCCUGUACAAGAAGAGUAUAAACUUUUUGUGGAAAUAACUAAACAAAUCGAUGCUCUCGCGUUCGCGCUGCAGAAGCAAACGUUGUGA